GUGCCGCGAGGAGGAGCGCGAGCGCGAGGCCAAGCGCCUCAAGGAGUUCCUCGAGGACUACGACGACGAGCGCGACGACCACAAGUACUACAAGUGAGUGCCGCGAGGAGGAGCGCGAGCGCGAGGCCAAGCGCCUCAAGGAGUUCCUCGAGGACUACGACGACGAGCGCGACGACCACAAGUACUACAAGUGAGUGCCGCGAGGAGGAGCGCGAGCGCGAGGCCAAGCGCCUCAAGGAGUUCCUCGAGGACUACGACGACGAGCGCGACGACCACAAGUACUACAAGUGAGUGCCGCGAGGAGGAGCGCGAGCGCGAGGCCAAGCGCCUCAAGGAGUUCCUCGAGGACUACGACGACGAGCGCGACGACCACAAGUACUACAAGUGAGUGCCGCGAGGAGGAGCGCGAGCGCGAGGCCAAGCGCCUCAAGGAGUUCCUCGAGGACUACGACGACGAGCGCGACGACCACAAGUACUACAAGUGAGUGCCGCGAGGAGGAGCGCGAGCGCGAGGCCAAGCGCCUCAAGGAGUUCCUCGAGGACUACGACGACGAGCGCGACGACCACAAGUACUACAAGUGAGUGCCGCGAGGAGGAGCGCGAGCGCGAGGCCAAGCGCCUCAAGGAGUUCCUCGAGGACUACGACGACGAGCGCGACGACCACAAGUACUACAAGUGAGUGCCGCGAGGAGGAGCGCGAGCGCGAGGCCAAGCGCCUCAAGGAGUUCCUCGAGGACUACGACGACGAGCGCGACGACCACAAGUACUACAAGUGAGUGCCGCGAGGAGGAGCGCGAGCGCGAGGCCAAGCGCCUCAAGGAGUUCCUCGAGGACUACGACGACGAGCGCGACGACCACAAGUACUACAAGUGAGUGCCGCGAGGAGGAGCGCGAGCGCGAGGCCAAGCGCCUCAAGGAGUUCCUCGAGGACUACGACGACGAGCGCGACGACCACAAGUACUACAAGUGAGUGCCGCGAGGAGGAGCGCGAGCGCGAGGCCAAGCGCCUCAAGGAGUUCCUCGAGGACUACGACGACGAGCGCGACGACCACAAGUACUACAAGUGAGUCACGCGCUUCGCGUGUGACGCGUCCCACUCGAGUGGUGCGAGGCUGACCGACCCCUAGGGGUUGCAAGUCCCGGUACUAAGGAGUGUUACUGAAUUACCGGCACCAGGUCUAAGCCAGUACCGGGAAAACCGGGAAAUUCGGGAAUUUCGGUACCCACGUGAAUGUUUCUUAAAACAAAUCACCUAAUUUGUACGUAAUUUUAAUAAAA
Molecule: messenger RNA, 1278 nt
Organism: Ostrinia furnacalis (Asian corn borer)
Lineage: Eukaryota; Metazoa; Arthropoda; Insecta; Lepidoptera; Crambidae
Exons: 1
Source: RefSeq, a predicted model, not a curated record